This is a messenger RNA of Amoebophrya sp. A25, 1115 nucleotides long. The record is from the annotation of a GenBank genome assembly. NCBI's taxonomy places the organism in Eukaryota, Dinophyceae, Syndiniales, Amoebophryaceae.
GAUAUGGUGUUCUUUUUUGGUUCUUGCCACGAAGGGUUAUAAUCGCGGCAGGCGUGGUCUGAAAAUGUGAGAUUUUACCACUUGUUUGCUUCUUUUUCCUGGCUGAUUCUGAGCGGAAAUACCGGCCAACUUGGUAGUGGCUUUUCCUCCUUCACGAAGUAGAUCCUAUUUUUUAGCGUGUAUUAGUAAUUCCUCCAUCCAUUGUUGUAGACUCACACUCCUCUGUGGAGGUUACUAACAGAAAGUAACCAGAAGUCAUGUCCUCGAGUACCGAUGCAUCACCUGGUAAGAGACGCAAGGGCCGCUGGGGAAGUAAAGUGCCUGAAAAUACCAACUCUGGCACCGCCGCAGCACAGUCCUCGACAUCGGUACAGGAACGGUCACGAGGACCAGGUUGGUCUCAACAGUUUCCGACGAGUGAGCCUGUGGUCGACGUCGAGGUUGGAAUUGGAAAUGAACCUGUGGAAGAUCAUGACGAUGAAAACAAGAUCCAAGUAUUUGCUUCAUCGUCUGCUUCUGCCUCGCUUCGAUACCAAGAUGCUUCUGAGCUACAACAAAUAGUACGCUCUGAUGAGAACAAGAAGGUAUCCUCAAGUUCAACAAGUUGGAGUGCGAGAGUCGAAGCAGCUGCGUCACUGCCUCCACCAGCAAGGCCACCCCCAGAUGGCCACUACGGGUUCAUGGGGUUGAGAAAUUCCGAGAAAAAAGUCGAGAGGGAACCCGAAAUAGUCGUACUUCCAAAAAAUCUGAAGGCUACUUCCUCCACAAAUAGUUGUGCGUCGUGGUCCUCAGUAGAACAAGUAGGCCCGGAGUCUACAAACCCGGAGUACCUGACGGAUUUCGAAUUGCAUAGACUUACAGCGGCUCAGAGGAGAAAGAAAUUUGAAAAUGUUGAUGAUGGCAAUUGCGGAGCUGGUCAAACAAGCACUUCUGGGACGAUAUCAGGUAGAAGUGUUGCUGGUUCUUCUGCUAAAAAGGCGAAGCCAUCGAGAGAUAAUUUUUACAACGCAUAUAGUAGUAACAAAUACCAACAAGAAUUCAAAUUUGCGAUCCACCUGCAGAUUGCGGCUUUCGGGUGUGAUCCUGAGGAGAAGACAAGUGUUCAUGAUUGUUGA